AUGGUUUUAAGCCCAGAAAGAACUUUAGAAAGUCAACUCUUUAAUGUGACUACUGCCAUUUCAAAGGUCACACUAUGGAUAACUGCUAUUGCUAUAAGCUUCAUGGAUACCCCCACAGACUUUAAGGGAAAGAAAGGAGGGGGAGGUCCUCCUGAUUCCAAAGUCCACAAGGAGGCUGCUAGUGUGGUUCCAUCUCAUGCUUCAGCAGCUGGCGCUUCUUCAACAUCUGGUACAAUAACAUCUUCUAUGUCUCACCUAGUAAGCAGUAAUUGGAUCAUAGACACAGGUUCUACUAAUCAUAUGGCUCAUAAUCUGAAUCCGUUGAGCAAUAUUAGAAAACUAUCAAAAAGUAACAAAAAUACAGUUCAACUUCCUAAUGGUGAACAAGUUACUAUUAGCCAUACUGGUGAUCUCUCAUUGUUCAAGGAUAAGUCAGUACACCAUGUACUCUAUAUUCCAGAUUUCAAGUUUAAUCUGAUGUCAGUGUCAAAGGAACUCUUCAUUAGGAAGGUGAUGGGGAUUGGUCAAGAGGAGCAUGGUCUGUACAUUCUGAAGCCAAAGGAACAAGAAGAUCCCAGGCAGUUGUUAGAUCUUAGUCAUAUUCAUUCUAUUCCUUUUUUAAAUACCAUUAUUAGUGAACAAAAUGGAAACAAUAAUAUUGCAAAAAAUAAGAAUUCUCCUGAUAAUCUAGAUGAUACUUCUUUGCGGCACAAGAGACUAGGUCAUGCACCUUUAAGAGUUCUGAAGAAGAAAGGAAGUUUGAAUAAUGCUCAGUUGAAAGAACACGUUUAUACUGUAUUACCUGUUGCUAAGCAAACCGGAAUUCUUUUUUCACUCAGUAAUGCUUGUUCUAUUCAAUCAUUUGAUCAUAUACAUGCUGAUUUCAAUAGUUGUAUUAAGUGUCUAAGGUCAGACAAUGGCACUGAAUUUUUUAACAGAUAUGCCAUAGAUCUGUUACAGGAGCAUGACAUAGUUCAUCAAAGUUUCUGUGUAUAUACCCCUCAACAGAAUGUCAGAGUUGAAAGAAGACAUAGGUCCAUUCUUGAUAUGGCUAGGGCUUUGAGGUUUCAGGCCUUUGUUAUACUCGAAUUAUGGGGAGAAUAUGUCACCACUAAUGUUUAUAUUCUCAAUAGACUACCUACUAUUGUAUUGAAGGGGGCAGCUCCUUUUGAAAGGUUAUUUCACAAGACUCCAUCUUUACAACACUUGAGGAUUUUUGGCAGUUUAUGUUAUGCAAUUAACAUGAGGAAAACAGAUAAAUUCUGUCCUAGAGCUGUUCCUGCUAUUCACUUAGGCUACUCAUCUAUUCAGAAGGGCUAUGUCCUCUAUGACCUGUAUUCUCAGCUUUAUUUUUGUUAG
Molecule: messenger RNA, 1359 nt
Organism: Nicotiana tabacum (common tobacco)
Lineage: Eukaryota; Viridiplantae; Streptophyta; Magnoliopsida; Solanales; Solanaceae
Source: RefSeq, a predicted model, not a curated record